AUGGACAAGUUCACGACGCUGGAACCAGUGAGGCUGUAUGUGUCUGGCACGUCGACGAGCGCUCGUGCGCCCAAAGGCAGCAAAGGGGCGAGUGGUGAGCGAACGGUAGGACGGCUGCCCAGAGAUCUUCACGUGCUCGUGCUCAGUCACCUACCGAUUCCGGACAUACCGUCGUACAGUAGGUGUUCUCGCGCGACAGCCAAGCUUGCGCGGGAAGACAGGAUAUGGGACUUGAGAUGGGCAGCCUUGCAGGUAGACACCCUGGGUCUCUCCGCCACACUGGAUGAAAUAGAGGCCAAGCUGCAGCCAAAGUCCAAUGCCUCCCGCUCACCGCCCACCAUACCAGUCCAUUCCCUCGACGACGACUUUGGUGACUUUACCACCGCAAACAGCUCUGUCUCCCUCUCAUACCCUGAUUUCCCCGGUUUCACCACCUCACCACCACAGCCAAUGCCCUCAAAACACUCUUCCCGCGCCAGGUAUAUGCGCGCACACAACAUUCUGAAGCAGUGUUUGACACCUUUGUCCUCCCCCCCUCACACCGUUCUUUCAGAGCUUUCAGAACUUCUUAACACCACUCUGAUACAGCAAUCCAGGAUCUUGCAUCUGCUUUCUCUGUUCCUCUCUCCGCGCGUGCAACCAGUUAGAGCUUGGGUUGCAUCCUCAGCAUCCCUCCAUUCCGCAAUCGACAGGUUCGACUCAGGUCUUUUGACCGCAUUCGACACUGCAGAUAGCAAAGGCGACGAAGUCGGCAUGCGAGAUGCCGCCCAAUCGAGCUGGGAAGUCUGGACAGGACAAGGAGACUGGGAGAUGGGUAAGGUAUGGGCUGAAAAAAGGGAGAUAUUCUACGAACAAGGUCGCUGGGAUCCUCUUGCCAAUUUCACCCAGGAUGGUUUACUCGAUUUUGAUGCGAUGGAUAGUUUCAUGACGAACACGCUAUCUUCACUUGAAGAACAUGGGGCGAGAGCUGUCCGUGUCUUUCCACCCGCCUCACGCGUACUUCUAGGAUUUGCAGAACGCGUUGCCACCGAAGUGGUAGGCGAAUAUAUCUCGCCAUUGCUCACCCGCGCUCGCGAGAUCUCUAAUGAGGUAUACUUAAAAGCUACCGCAGCAAGCUUCCGGGAAGCUUGGCGCAUUGUGGAAAUCAUAGAAAAGGUCUCCGGUGAACGAAAGGAUUCAAAUGUAUCCCGUUCGCAAGCUGAGGAUGUUGUCUAUCGUAUGUAUGAGGUCAACAUGGACGAAUAUCUGGACGAAGAGGUCGAAUCCCUGAAACAGAUAUUUGAGGUGAUCUGCCGUCGAUGGGAGAAUACAAUCAGCGGCCAGGCUACAAAACCUAUUAAUACAGCAUCAGCCACUCGCUUCCUCAAUUCUCAUAAUCCUGCUCAAGUCAAAAGAAAUGUGCUUGCGUCAUUCACAGACAUACUUCUUCUUCCAGUGACCAUCGUACCCCGUACUGUCGGUGCAGUCGGUGCAGUCCUAACGACUGGCGGUAAUGCAGCUGUGCAGGGUAUCGCAAUGCUCAAUCCCCAGCGAUGGGUGGGCGGCGAACAGCGAGGAUACUCCAAAGACCUCGAAAAGGACGACAUGCCCGAUGGGGUAGUCUUCGAGAUCGGAGAGGAUAUUUCAGUGCCCGCAUUGCACGCUACAAACGGCAACCUAGACAAGCUUGAUCUGUUGCUUUCUUUAGAUGUUUCCUUAGAGCUUAUUCAUGCUGACCGAGAGGCUUUGAAACGCGCGGAAACGUUUGCGGCCUAUCCCGGACAUUACGGUCACCGUGUACGCGAUACUAUUGAGGAGAUCUUCAUAUUAAUGCUUCAAGGUAUGAGUGGCCGGCAUAUAGCUCCUGGGUUUCAGUUAGCCACAGAGCAAAUGACCUCGUAUAAGCCUGCUGAGCACGAGGAGACGACAAGUGUAGAUCCCUUGCUUCAGUUCUUCGAGCUUGUCCAUGUUGGCGAUACAAUCCAGUCCAUGGUCCAGGUUUACUUUGAUAAAGAAUUGGCCCCACACAUUGAUCGCACUGACUUCUUGAAUGCGGUUGUUCGUGAAAAGAAGCGAUUUGAGAAUGUCUUAGAUGAUAGCGUGGCCGCCGGACUUAACGCUGGCACACAGGUCUUGAUGAAUCAAGUGGAACACAUUAUUUUGACACUGACCAAACCUCGUGAAUAUUACCCUCCAGAAGAUGCACCCCUCGAACUUGGCCCGACACAAGGAUGUACCGAGGCCAUCAAAUGUCUGGAGACACACUGCAAACUGUUAAAAGGAAGUACAAGUAAGGAAGUCCUGGAGGUUUUCUAUCAGGAGGUGGGGAUUCGGCUCAUAGGUAUCCUGCAGAAGCACAUUAAAAGGCAGAUUAUAUCGCUCAACGGGGGAUUUCAAGUUAUCGCUGACCUCAAUGCGUACUAUACAUUCAUCUCGUCUCUCAAAGUAUCAAGCAUCACAGCAGAUUUCUCACACCUGAAAAUGCUGGGCCAUGUCUUUGUUGUCGAGGACGCCAAAGAUCUUGCGCAGAUUGUGAGAGAUGUUACUAGGUAUGGCGGUGCUUAUCGACCCGAGGAUGUCUACGAAUUCAUUCAGCGACGUUCUGACUGGAAAAAAAUCGAAAAGACGGUUGAUAAAACGAUGUAUAAUUUAAGCUUCAAGGAUGAUUGUAUUAUCAGUUGA
Messenger RNA from Serpula lacrymans var. lacrymans S7.9, 2661 nucleotides. RefSeq lists its product as uncharacterized. Bases 1 to 2661 code for a protein of 886 amino acids. Lineage: Eukaryota; Fungi; Basidiomycota; Agaricomycetes; Boletales; Serpulaceae. Gene Ontology annotation, molecular function: protein binding. Gene Ontology annotation, biological process: exocytosis; Golgi to plasma membrane transport. Gene Ontology annotation, cellular component: exocyst; cytoplasm. The record is from RefSeq and is a predicted model, not a curated record. The transcript has 12 exons.